UUCGUAGGCAAGCACUCGCGUUCAAGAACAGGAAAGAGUUGGCGGAGAAGAAAGCCGUGAAGGACGAGGCCGAGUCAAAAUUAGAAAGGGGGAAAGAAGUUGCCCAGCUCGGGGAACAAAGUAAACAAUCGAUCGCCCCGCUCAUAGUGCAAGCCGCCGAUCCGGAUGCCCCCGAUAUCGUAGCAGCUGCGGCAGCACAUGGAUUGACUGUAACGAGUGCCAGAGAACAAGCGGCCGAGUUAGGUAUCACUCUUCGUGCACUGCUAGGCCUUGAUGAGGCGCCAAUGAAGGACGUAGUAUUUACAUAUGUGAAGAAUGGCCCUCUCGUCGAGCCUGCGCAGGAAGGGGAUCUACCUCGACAAAUGCUAGGUCUGCUAAAUUGGUACAAGGGUUACAUAAAACAUAAAAACGCCAAAGACUAUAUCUAUGCGGAAGUUAGAUAUGAGCAUCACUUCAAACAUUACUGGGUACAAAUUCCUCUGAGUGAAUUGUUCCAGCUGUUCAAUCUGCGCGACCUCGACAAAUCUAUCAUCAGUUGCUACGUUCUAAUGAAGAAGCGGGAAAUGCGAAUAAGGAACAUCCAUGAUGUUGGGUUCAUUGACCCACACAUCGUUAAUUCACAUGUGUUAGAACACCACCCCGCCGACGUGGAGGAUGACCUGUGGCGGUUUAUUAGAAAACAGCAACAGAAAAGUGAUAUUCUAUUUCCUUACCAUUUUGGGUGAGUGUUUCUGUCUUGAGCACAUUCUCUUUUGUU
Lolium perenne is the source of this 757-nucleotide messenger RNA. The record is from RefSeq and is a predicted model, not a curated record. Lineage: Eukaryota; Viridiplantae; Streptophyta; Magnoliopsida; Poales; Poaceae.